AUGGAAGAACAGAAAGAAGGUGAAAAUUUACCUGAAGAUGUCCUCCAAGAUGCUGAAAGCAAUGACUCUUUCUUCAGCUCAGAAUGCCGUUCAUUCAUCUCCCAAAGCCCUAGACCCAGAGUUCUACCCCACAGACGUCCAAAAGACCAACCCAACGACUACAAAUCCCUUCAACAACAAGUAGACGACCUCAACGUAUACAAUUCAAAAUUUGCAGCUAUCCCAGAUGCCGACUUCAGCCAAGAAAUACCUUUACACUCCAUUUGUUCUGUCCAAGGUAUUUCAGUUAUCGAAGAUGAAAAUGAAGAGGAAAAAGAUGCUUUAAGGAAAACGGUUUAUAAUUAUGAGAAUCAGGCUAGGAUUGAGGAGAUAGAUGAUAGGUUUGAGAUUGAUGAGAAUUUAACUUGGAAAGAGUUAUUGAAAGAUUUGAUUUCAAAAUUGAACAAUAUGCAAGAGAGAAAUAAAUUUAAAAAUCAGAAGAUAAAAGAAAAUAGAGUGAUCAAUGCCUUCAAAAGAAGCUUUGAGAAUGCCAACAACAUCCAAACGGGCUCACUAUCCGAACUAAAUACCGAAAAAUACUCAAAUUUCUGGAAAGAACUCCUAAAAACCGACAACAGCCGAAUCGACUUGAACCACUGUCUAUGGAAGCUCACUCAACAACAGCUGAACCAUCUCGAACUGAGCAAACCCGAAAUCUCAAAAGAAGAAAUCGAGCAGAGAAAGUGUGAAGUUCGAAGGUAUGAAGAGCAAUACAAGAAUGAGCUAAAAGCUUUGAAACAGACUCUAGACAGCAAUAAAUAUAAAGACGUCACUCUGAGCAAAGCAUUGAGUUUUGAAAUUAUUCAAGGCAAUUGAGAAGAUGACCCGAUACUGAUAGAUGAUCGUAAUGAAAAAUCCAUUGAGAUGAUAAGAAUAACCAUUAUAAACAAUUGGGUUGUUCAAGAAUGAAUUAAUACAAUCACUGACAAAGAAUUCAUGGAUGAGCUUCAUUCUUUCAUAAAAGAAACAUUUGCGCAGCAUCAAAAGUUUUAUGAAAUCAUUCUAAAGCAAACUAAGAUUAUACUAUCCAAGUAUGAAAAAUCAGACUUUCAAAAUAAAUCAGAAGAAUCGGAAUCAUCUGAUCCAGAAUCAUUAACAGAAAGUACUAAAGACAGAUUGGACCAACAAAUGGAGAAGCGUGUAAGCGCUAUUAUUGUUAGGUCCGAAUUAUGCAAUCCAAGAGAAGAGCAGAAAGAGUCUGAGGUCAAUCUUGAAGUUAGCGAAAUGGAAAGAGAUGAGAAAGCUAAAUAUGAACAAGAAGUACAACUACUUCAACAACAAAAUGAUGUUCUAGUUCAAAGAAAUAAAAAGUUACAAGAAGAAUGCUCGAAGCAGCAUGAUUUUAAGACAGAGAUACAAAGCUUAAAAGCAGAGCUUACUGCAUUGAAAACAGAAAACCUAAAUCUAAAAAUCGAACUGGAACAAAAGACCGGCGAUUAUACCACUCUUUCACAUCAAAUAAAGGCAAUUUCAAAAGACAAGCAAGAACUUCACAAGAGAGCCUCAGCCCUAUCAUCCCAAAACAAAGACCUCCAAGUCACCAACCAAUCACUCCUCUCCCAAACAAGCCAACUCCAAGCCCUCCAGUCAACCUUCAAAACCGCUCAAGGGGUCAUCGAAUCCAAAACCUCAAACAUUUCAGUUCUCUUUGACACAGCCCAAAAAAUUACUGAACAAAAUAAGCAGCCUUAUAGAACAAAAGAGGAGUUUGAGAAGAUUAUUGACCAGAACAAGCAGCACAUGGAAGGGAAAGAAAGAGACCUAAAAAAGGCCCACCAACAAGCCUUAGACCUUAAAGACCAUCAACAUCUCGAAAAUCUCCAUCUAUACGAACAGAGAAUAGCCAAAGCAGAUAAAGACUUCGAUGAAUCCCGAAAGAAAAUCCAAAUUCUUAAGGGAAAGAUCUCUGAGUAUAGCCAUAACCUGGAACUGUCUUCAAGCUCAUAUAUAAAGUACUUUAGAAUGACGAAGGUGCUUAAUGAAAAAUUGGCUGUAAAAGAGCAGAAAUACACCAAACUUAAGAGCCUUUACAGAGGAAUGAUUGAAGAAGGAAACAGACUGUUGAGACUCAGGGAAAAUGAUAGGGAAUUAUAUGCCCAAUUGAAGAGUGACUAUGAUAGAGUCUUUGAGAUAUUGACUUCUUGGGAUCAAAAGGAUAGUGAUAAGUCAUGCAUUUUGAAAGAAAUAUUGGAUCAACAUAAAAGAAUAUGUGACGACUAUGAAAUGGUGAUCGCCAAUAAUACCAACUCUUUCCAGAAAUAUUACCUAGCUACGAAUAAUCAAAUUCAGAAACAUAACUCAAUAGUCAAUGAACGUUUUGCAGAAUAUUCGAUAAUUAACCAAGAAAAUCUAAUAAUGAUUGAUGCUCUCAAGAAAGCUCUUAAAGAAAAUGCAAAAUCUCAGUUUGGUAUUACAAGACAAGUUGCAAGUCAACAGCAGAUUGAUAAAUUUAUCGCAGAACUAUUCAAGAAACUUAAAAGAAGUCCGAUUCUAAUUCUAGAAGGAUAUGAAAAGCACUUGGUUCAGAAACAGAAGAAGUUAGAUAAAAUUAACAAAGAUCUUGAAUGACAAGAAAAUCACGUUUCUAAAAUAAAUAAAUCUAUUCUUGAGCACAAUGAAGGUAUUAGAAAAGUAGUAUCUGAGCAAAGAGAUUCUACUGAGAUAGAGAUCGAAGCUACCAAGAUCACUAGUUUCCAGAAUCAACUGAAAAUUCAGAUGCUAGAGUAUGAGACUGAAAGAAUUAAUGAGAUUCUUGAACCUAAUGAUCUUGUUGUUCAACUUACUGAGCAAAAUCAAGAGCUUGAAAAGAGAGUUAAAGAUAUUGAGAAAACUUGUAACCAGCAUUUGGAAGAAUAUAAUAAGGUAAAACAAGAAAUUUUAUUGCAAAAGAGCAACGCUGAUUUACAUCAGAAAAAUUCCCAAAUUAUUGCUAAAAAAAAAGAAGAAUUAGAGAAAAAUUUAUCUGAAGAUAUCAAAAAGCUUCAAUCUAAAAUAAAGGAGUUGACUGAUACAAAUGAGCAGCUGAUUGCUCGCGAAGGCCAAGCACAGUGAGAACUAGAUAUUGCAAGUGAGAAAUAUGAAGAUUUGAGCUCUCAUGUUAAAGACCUAACUUAUCAAAAUAUGGUUUUAAAAGACAAACUUAAAAAAGAAAAUAAUAAUCAAGAAAUUAAAGAAAAGAUUGAUGUUAAGGAUAAGAAGUUAAAUGAAAUAAAACAAAAGUUGGCUAAAGAGAAUGAGACUAAGAUGAAACUUCAAGAAAAAAUAGAAAGUCUAAAGAGGAUUAUUGAUAAUAUUAGAGUAGAAAAAGCCGAUCUCGUGGCGCAUAUUAAAGAGUUGGAAACAUAUUUAGAAGGUAUAAAUGAACGAUCUGAAGCUCUCCAGGAACAAACAGAUACUCUCAAAAUUCAAAACACCUCUCUUAAUACCAAAAUAACCAAAAAUUACAAUAAAAUCUCCAACCUUGAGCAAAAAAACAAAGAUCUAAAUAAAAGAAUUUCAGAUUUCAAGAAAAGAAACAACGACUUAACCAAAAAACUCUAUGCCACCGAAGAAGAAAAUAACCACCUAAAGAAAAUAUCUUCAACCCCAAAAUCAAAACCCUUAAGACACGGAAGUUUAAAUAAAAUUCGCAGGACUUCUUCGAACGUUAGGAAAGAGAGGAGGAAACUGGGAGGUGGUGAGAGCCUUACAAAAAGGAUUGAUGAAGCGGAUCUAAAUGAAGAGAACAAAGAAGAUAACAGCUGCUCUUAUGUCAAAAAUAAAACUAAGCAAGUUAGAAAAAGUUAUAAUGUUGCAAAAGAAGAAAAUAGGAGACUAAAUCAAAAUUUGAUAAUUGAUGAACCAAUUAGUGAAGAAUCAUCAGAUGAUUCAAUAAAUCCCUUUGAGCCAUCCAGACCAAGACCAAGUCUUGAGACCCCUCAGCCCAGAAAGUACAAGAGCUUCUUCCCGAAGACUAAGAAAGACAGAAUCAAGAAGAAAGUUAGAAUAGUAAAGAAACGGUUUGAAAGUGAUUCUGAAUAA
Molecule: messenger RNA, 4059 nt
Organism: Moneuplotes crassus
Lineage: Eukaryota; Ciliophora; Spirotrichea; Euplotida; Euplotidae
Source: the annotation of a GenBank genome assembly